Acytostelium subglobosum LB1 is the source of this 2511-nucleotide messenger RNA. RefSeq lists its product as hypothetical. The record is from RefSeq and is a predicted model, not a curated record. Gene Ontology annotation, molecular function: rRNA (uridine-2'-O-ribose)-methyltransferase activity; rRNA (guanine) methyltransferase activity. Gene Ontology annotation, cellular component: nucleolus; preribosome, large subunit precursor; nucleus. Bases 1 to 2511 code for a protein of 836 amino acids. Gene Ontology annotation, biological process: rRNA methylation; maturation of 5.8S rRNA from tricistronic rRNA transcript (SSU-rRNA, 5.8S rRNA, LSU-rRNA); maturation of LSU-rRNA from tricistronic rRNA transcript (SSU-rRNA, 5.8S rRNA, LSU-rRNA). The transcript is spliced from 3 exons. Lineage: Eukaryota; Evosea; Eumycetozoa; Acytosteliales; Acytosteliaceae.
AUGGGACAAAAGAAAAAGAAGUUGGCCAAGGGACGUUUGGACAAGUUUUACUACUUGGCCAAAGAGCAAGGCUACAGGUCUCGUGCCGCAUUCAAGCUGAUCCAACUCAACAAGAAGUACAACUUCCUCGGCUCUGCCAAGGCUUGUCUAGAUCUAUGUGCUGCACCAGGUGGAUGGAUGCAAGUCGCAUCAAAGUAUAUGCCAGUACAAUCAUUGAUUGUUGGUGUUGAUCUCGAUCCAAUCCGUCCAAUCAGGAACUGUGUUGGUCUACAAGAGGAUAUCACUACUCAGAAGUGUCGUACAGAGAUUAAGAAGACAUUGAAAACAUGGAAGGUCGACAUUUGCCUUCACGAUGGUGCACCUAAUAUGGGUACCUCUUGGAUCCAGGACGCUUAUCAACAGUCUGAGCUGACUUUGCAUGCAUUGAAGUUGGCUACAGAGUUCCUCACACCAGGUGGUUGGUUCGUCACCAAGGUGUUCCGUGGUGCCGACUACAACUCAUUGUUGUGGGUGAUGCAUCAGCUGUUCAAGAAGGUGGAGAGCACCAAGCCACAGGCAUCGAGAAACGCCUCGGCAGAGAUCUUUGUCGUGUGUCAGGGCUUCUUGGCACCAAAGAGGAUCGACCCAAAGCUGCUCGAUCCAAAGUACGUCUUCAAGGAGAUCCAGGAGGUCAAGAAGGUGGACGUGCUGUCCGAGAAGAAGGCCAAGAGAAACAGACAGGGUUACGAGGACGGCCUCACCAUGCUGCACAAGACCGGCACAGUCAAGGAGUUUGUCGAGGGCAACGAGCAUCUCAAGAUGCUGGCCACGUACAACCAGCUCGAGUUUGACGUCGAGAGCAAGAUCUACCUCGACCAUCCCGCCACCACACCCGAGAUCAAGUCGUGCAUGCGCGAUCUCAAGGUGCUGGGCAAGCACGACUUUAAGAGUCUGAUCAAGUGGAAGAAGGAGAUGGCCCUCUACAAGGAGCACCUGGACAACCCCAAGCGCGGCGCCGCCGCUGAGGGCGCCAAUGAGGAUGGCGAGUCAGCCAACCGUCUGCUGACCCAAGAGGAACUCGAUGAGAACCUGGACAAACUGAUGGAGGAGAACGUCGAGAAGAUGGAGAAGCGCAAGAGAAAGGAGAAGAAGAAGCAGAAUGAGAAGAAGAGGAACCUGCAGCGCAGGAUUGAGAUGAACAUGACCAUCCCAGGCGACACCAUCGACCAGGUCGACGACAACAACCUGUUCAAUCUGCAGCGCACACGUGAUCAUCAUAUCGAGGUCGACACCGACGCCAACAUCGACCCCGAGGAGCUCGAGCAGGAUGGUCUGUCCGACGACGACGACGAAGAGUACGACAACAACGAGGAGGCAGAGAUGGACAACGAUGAGUAUAUGGAGAUGCAGCUCGAGCAGCAGUACAUGCAGUAUUUAAAGAAGACCAAGGGCAAGUCUGGCGAGGUAGGCAUCGAGCGUCUGUCCAAGGACAAGCUGCUGAGUAUGGAGCAGGCCGGCCAAACCGUAGACAAUGCCGACGACGAGCAAGAGGAGGCCUACGACGAGAAUGAGGACGACGACCUGGAAGACAAGCUGGCCGACGAGUCACAUUCACUUGUAUUUGGAAAGAGAAAGAUGUCCGCCGAGAAGACCACCUCAAGAUGGUUCGACCAGGAUCUCUUUGAGGGCGUCGAUCAGGACGGCGAGGAGCCUGAGGCCCAGGAGCAAGACGACGACGAGAUGGACCGUCCAAUCAAACUGCAGAAGCUCACCAAGGACACAAGGGCACCAGUGGCCUUGCCAAAGAAGAAGAAGGAGAAGACUGGAAAGUACCAGGCAGCGCCAGGUGGCAAGCUCAGCGAUGAUGAGGACGAGGACGAUGAUGCGACCAAGAAGAAGGAGGAGGAUUUCGAGGUGGUGCCAAUGGAGGCGGAUGCAGUCGAGUACGAGUCUUCCGACGAGGAGGGAGAGGACAGCAAGAUCAAGACCCUGGCACUGGGCACACUGAUGCUGCGAAAGAAGAUGAAGCAGGACAUGAUCGACGACGCCUACAACCGUUACGCAUUCAACGACGAUAACCUACCCACAUGGUUCGAGGAGGAUGAGGGACGCCACAACAAGCCACAGACACCAAUCACCAAGGAGAUGGUUGAAGAGAUCAAGCGUAACAUCCGUGAGAUUGACUCACGUCCAAUCAAGAAGAUUGCCGAGGCCAAGGCCAGGAAGAAGUACAGAUUGGCCAAGCGCAUGGACAAGCUCAAGGACAAGGCCAACAAUGUGGUCGACAACGAGGAGAUGUCCAACCGCGAGAAGAUGCGCGCCAUCGAGAAGCUGUACAAGGGAUCAGAGAAGGCCGGCAACUCACGUCAACAAAAGAUCACUGUGAUCAGCAAGAAGUUCAAGACUGGCGGUGGCACGUCUGGCAAGUACAAGGUGGUCGACAAGAGAAUGAAGAAGGAGCUGCGCGCCAAGAAGAGAGUCGAUGCUAUCAAGAACAAGGGCAAAGGAAAGGGUGGUAGCAAGAAGAAGUAA